This is a messenger RNA of Diaporthe amygdali, 1644 nucleotides long. RefSeq lists its product as uncharacterized. Bases 1 to 1644 code for a protein of 547 amino acids. Gene Ontology annotation, molecular function: hydrolase activity, acting on carbon-nitrogen (but not peptide) bonds, in linear amidines. Lineage: Eukaryota; Fungi; Ascomycota; Sordariomycetes; Diaporthales; Diaporthaceae. The transcript is spliced from 6 exons. The record is from RefSeq and is a predicted model, not a curated record.
AUGCUCACACGAGAUCAACUUAUGCCACAAUUGGUUGCUUCCUGGACCAUCAAGCCCGUGAGCUCGGCGGAAACCGGGCACUUCCAAAGGCAAAAGGAGAUAAUCAUGCUCAUUCGAAAUUCUGCUGCAGGGUUGAAGGACCUGCGCUGGCGCAGUGUGUCCGGUCAAAGCCUGUGCAAAAGAGCAUGGGCGGCGAGAUGUCAUGCUCGGUCGAGAAGACAUUUCAGCGCCUCACAGACAAGAUGGAUUAAGACGGCCGAUAUGAAGGAGGCUGACCUGGCAGCCCUCAAGGUCGAUGGACGGCGGCUGCUAGACACGCUCCACCAUACUUGCAAGUUCGGCACCGGUCUUCGAUGGGGAAGGCAAGCAUUUUCACCCCAUGUCGAAUAUUCUAUGUUACCGCUUGGGGACUUUUCCGCAAUUCUACGAUAUACGGACAAACAAGCUCGAGACUGGUUUGUGGAAACGACGAAAGCCCUCGGUUGUACCGUUACCAUUGAUGCCAUGGGUAAUACUUUCGCCGUUAGACCAGGGCGCCGUAACGUCGCUCCCAUCUUUGCUGGUUCCCAUCUCGACACCCAGCCUGCCGCCGGCCGGUACGACGGGAUCUUGGGUGUGCAUGCAGGUAUUGAGAUGUUGAACUUGCUCCGCGACCAUGAGGUGGAAACGGAGCACCCUAUUGGGGUGGUGAAUUGGACGAACGAGGAAGGUGCGAGAUUCCCAAUGUCGAUGGUCUCAUCAGGCGUGUGGGCCGAAGACAUUCCGCUCGAGCGAGCACACACCCUCCAGGAAGUCGGUGGCGGGACAGCCACAAUGCGUUCGGAGCUUGAGCGAAUUGGAUAUUUGGGCAGCGUACCAGCAAGUUUCCGCUCGACACCGAUGGCAGCUCACUUCGAGCUUCAUAUCGAGCAAGGGCCGAUACUUGAGGCCCAGCAUCAGAAGAUCGGUGUGGUACAGGGUGUGCAAGCAUAUAAAUGGUUCACCGUCGAGGUUGAGGGAAGAGCCUCGCACACAGGCACAACCCCAUUCUCUGCCCGCGCCGACGCCUUGCUCCUCGCAGCUCAGUUGAUCACUCACUCCAACCGUAUCGCCGUCAAGCACUCUGCUCUUGCCUCGACAGGUAUCCUCACCCUCUCUCCUGGCAGCGUGAACACUGUCCCAGGACAUGUUCGCUUCAGCCUCGACGUGCGUGCCGCAGCUGAUGCAGCCGUCGAGGCCGUGGAGUCAGAGCUGAAGCGGGACUUUCAGACCUUCGCCCGGCGGGGAUCCAUUGACGGCGAUGGCGACUCGUCGCAGAGUCAGGGUCAGCUGCCGCUCUCUGUCAAGGUCACGACGGAUUUUGAAAGUCCGGCUGUGCUUUUUCAUCAGGACUGUAUCUCUUCGGUAAGGGCCGCCGCAAAAUCUGUCCUAGGAGACGAACAUCUUUUCCGGGAUAUGACCAGCGGAGCCGGCCAUGACAGUGUGUAUGCGAGCAAGCGAUGCCCGACCUCAAUGAUCUUUGUACCUAGCAAGAAUGGGGUCAGCCACCACCCCGAGGAAUGGACGAGCCCUGAGGACUGUGCCCUGGGCGCAGAGGUUUUGUGUCAGAGCAUCUUGAGAUACGAUCGCACGAUGGCUUUAAAGGGCUUAGCAAAUGUGUCUUGA